GAAAAUAUAACAGAGCUUUAAAAACAGUAUGCUCUGUUGGAAACUUAUUGAAACUUCACAUUACUGCCAUCAGUGUGAGUUUGAUGUUUAUUAACUGUUUUUCAGAAUACCUUGCUGUAUUUUCACAUCUGAUAGCAUUCCAUGAGCCAGAGUUAACCAAUCAUCUGGAUAGUAUAGGAUUUAUACCAGAGUUGUAUGCCAUCCCAUGGUUCUUAACGAUGUACACACAUGUUUUCCCUCUUCACAAAGUGUUCCACUUGUGGGACACACUUUUGCUUGGAAAUUCUUCAUUCCCAUUGUUUAUUGGAGUCAGCAUCUUGCAGCAGUUACAAGCCAACUUGUUGUCUUUUGGAUUUAAUGAAUGCAUCUUGUUAUUCUCUGAUAUGCCAGAAAUAGAUAUCCAAAGAUGUGUUCAAGAUUCUAUUAAACUAUUCUGCUCUACUCCUAAAAGUACCACUUACAGACAGCAUGAGAGACAACGAACUAAGCCUGAUAAUGUGUUUAAGUCAUCUUCGGACUUCAAGACUACAAAUCCUGACCUUGAAAUGUCUCCACUUCCACUGAAUGUUCUUAAAUCCGAGAUCUCGCCCAGAAUAUCAGGGGAAGAUCUGUUGGAUCUCCUUGAAUUAUCUCCUCAUGGUGAAAGGAAGUCUCAACCUCGAUACAACAAAGUUAAAAUCUUAGUUGUAGAUGUGAGACCUUCUGAAGAUUUUACCAGAGGAGCUAUUCCAGAUAGUAUAAACAUUCCAUUUCAAACUGCUUUCUCACCAGAUGGCACUCUUGUUUCAAGUCCUGAUACGGCAACCUUGAUGGGCCAUAAGGGUCGUAUGGUGGUGAUUGUAGGAAGUAGCAAGAACAACAAUGCAUCUAAUUUUGCAACUCAGCUAGUACGUCUUGGUUUUCCUAAAGUAUGCACUCUGCACAAGGGAAUUGACGUCUUUCGCACAAUUGGGAUAUUAAUUGUGAGAGCAGGAGAGAGAUGAUAACAGAACUAAUUUUAUGUAUAUUAUUACAAGAUGUUGUAGUGUGUUAUUUUGUUGAAAAAUGAUCAUCAUAUCAUCAGCAUCUGAUAAUGUUUACAGAUAUAUCCUGACAAAUUGUAACAAAGGGAUUUUUUAACAGAAUAGAAAUCACAUUAAUAUGCACCAGGUAAUUUGAUGUUCUCUUGUGAAUAAAUGUGCAUGAUAAUGUUACA
Molecule: messenger RNA, 1195 nt
Organism: Limulus polyphemus (Atlantic horseshoe crab)
Lineage: Eukaryota; Metazoa; Arthropoda; Merostomata; Xiphosura; Limulidae
Product: TBC domain-containing protein kinase-like protein
Exons: 7
Source: RefSeq, a predicted model, not a curated record